Megalops cyprinoides (Indo-Pacific tarpon) is the source of this 2821-nucleotide messenger RNA. Its product is annotated as zinc finger protein 16-like. The record is from RefSeq and is a predicted model, not a curated record. The coding region runs from base 722 to 2326 and encodes 534 amino acids. The transcript has 3 exons. Lineage: Eukaryota; Metazoa; Chordata; Actinopteri; Elopiformes; Megalopidae.
GGAGAUAUCACAGAGUCUGGCCUUAAUAUAAUGUUUUACAUAUAUAUGUAUUUAUACAGGAAUGAUACUCAGCGUUACUCCAUUGCAAUGUGUUAAUUCGUAAAGGAAAUCUAUAUUCCUCUCUUAUCCUGAAGAGAUCUGCGGGCCAAGAUAGGGUUUUCCAGGAAACCGAUCCAAUCGGCCCAAAUUAAUGUAAACAGGAAAAGGGAAGUUGCCUAUCCGAGCGUCUGAACAAAGAUGUUAAGUAGUCAGACAACGUUAGAUCAGAAUAUUUGAAUUUACGAGAGUAUUCUCUUCAUUGGAUUUACAUCUUAGAGAAUGUGUAUGUUUUCGAAUAACUGAAACGUUUUAUGUUGCAACACUCAAAAAUUACGUCUAGUUAACAACAGUAACGCUACAUUUCUUCACUCCAGUCCCCAAGACUGUAAGUAACCAACAGUCUUAGCCGCAAGAUAGGUAGUUUAGCGUUUGGUAUUGUGUACCUUUUACCCAAGAGUAGCUAGGUAGCAAAGUGCUAACAUUAAUAUUAAACAUAACACUUCAGCUAAUGAGGAGUUCUAAGGAACAAGUUUGGUGCUUCUUCCCUUGUUUUCAAUUCACUAAAUAAUAGGGCGCAUACUUAUGGAAUUUUUUUUAUCCCAAAAAAACAGUAGCUAAUGUUUUCAAGUUGUGAGGGGGUGAACGCUGGCUGUGCCUAAGGACGCGUGAGCCAUGCCGCGACAUGAAACCUCACAGUAAAUUCAGAGUCGGUGACAGGAGAAGAGAGGACUACAGCUCGGCAAUGUCGACGACGCACGCUCGCCCGUCCGCGAACGCGGCUCUGAGCGGCGAGGUGUCGCUGUCCUUCCAGGACGAGCUGGCGGCGACCAUACACGGCGCGUUCGAAGUGGCGGUGGAGAUCGCCGUGCUGGAGGUGACCAAGCUGGUGGGCCAGGCGCUGGGUGACGUGCGCGACCAGAUGCACGAGACGCUGCGCGAGAACAAGUCCCUCAAGCAGCGCCUGCAAGCGGCGGAGCGCGAGCUCAGCGCCCGCGGCGCGCGCAAAGUUACCGCGGGGGACGAGCGUCGGGGCCGGCUCGUCGCCGCGGAUAACCAGACCCCGGCGCCUGCAAGUCCGCGGGGCCACCCGACGCCGCGGCCCCAAGCGAACAGCAGGCUGAAAACGGGGAAGCGGAAAGCGCAGAGGGACGAGAAGCCCCAACCCGAACUGCAGAUAGGUGCCACGUUGAAUGUUGCGCUCGAGGAAAGUUACGAGUAUUUGGUCGCGUCGGCGGAGAUCAGCGCGCGCCACAACGGCUCGUUCAGUGAAAUCCGCGAGGAUGGCCGGGUGUGCUCCCAAGAGCUGAACCCGGACCUGGGGAGGGAGCCAGCCCCAAAUCGGGAGUUAGUGACAGACAUCAAGCGGAAUUCUCCCAGUGUGUACACCGAAAAUCUGGUGAAUUUCGGUCAAGCAGCAGACUCAGCAGUGAAGAACACGUCGUCGCCACGCAUUGGUUCCAGCAGCUCUGAAGUGGAGGAGGUGAAGGUGAAGCAAGAGAAGGCUGAGCCGGACCAUGGUUCUGGCUCUGGCCACACCUCCAGUGUUGAUGCUAUGGAAGAGGACAGCUUCAACCCAGACAACCUCUCUCUGGCUCAGUCCAAACUGCUGGAAGACUGGCGACCUGAUCCCCUGCCCCUUGAGGCCUGCAACAGUGACUCUCUUGUCCCCUGCAGCAGUCUCUCAUUGUCCCAGCCCCCUGUCUUCAGCUCAGACACUCCAGAUGCAGACACCCUCACUCCAGCAACCGGCGGCCCCCCGGUCUUCCCCUCUCCUUUCUCGAACCCUUUCCAGCCCGGGGAGACGAUGGGGAUCCCACCCUCCCAGCACCCCUUUGCGGGUCAGAUGGGCGGCCCAAGCCCCGCCUCUGCAGCGGCAGCGCCUCCCAGAAUGCACGUGUGCAAGGUCUGCGGCGAGGCGUUCCACGCGCCGGGGGAGCUCCGGCGGCACCACAGCCAGCGGCACAGCGCCAAGCCCGGCCGGAGCCCCAAGCGGCAAGCGUUCCCGCCGGGGCGGAGCCCCUACCACUGCUCCCAGUGCGGCCGCGACUUCAACCGCAUGGAGAACCUGAAGACCCACCUGCGCAUCCACACGGGCGAGCGGCCCUAUGCCUGCUCCGUGUGCGGCGUGCGCUUCCGCCACUCGGGGGCGCUGACGCGCCAUUUCCGCAUCCACACGGGCGAGAAGCCCUACGUCUGCAGCCAGUGCGGUAAGACCUUCCGCAACUGCGGCGGGCUCCGCUUCCACCAGCGCUCCCACACUCGGGAGGGCCAGGGCCUGGGGCACUGAGGCAGGCUGGUGGCUUGGUACGAGAAGGAAAAGCGACUUCGCUCGUGGAAACCAAACAGACCCAGGGGGCGGGACCAAGGGCGGACAGAGCUUAGCUCAGAGGCAGGCCACCCAGGUCGCCAGAGUCAGCUCUUUCAAACCACCCUGGAUGAAUUCCUCCAGACUGGCUCAUUGACUUGUAACAGUUGAAAGUCAACAGGCAUUUUAUCAUUUUUUAAACACCCUUGAUUGCUUAGUUGCAUAGUGUUGCAUGCUGAGUAAUUGUGGGUAUGACCAUGAAGGUUAUGUCGUAAGGAGAGGACUCUUAAGCGCAAAGAGCCAAGAGGAUGCUACAGCAUCACUGUGGAGAAGCAUAUUAUUCACAGAAUCUGGCCUGAUGAUGAAUUGACCUCUUUAGAAUUGUGUGGUUUUACUUUCUGAUAGUUGCAAAUCCUCCUCAAAGACUGUUUCUUUCUUUUGAGUUUUGAGCAGUAAAAUGUAUUAAACUUGAGAAAC